UUAGAUAAAAUGUGGAUAUGUUAGAAUAUUAUAGUUGAAUAUUCACAUUUGAAGAUGAUCUUGUCAUUCUUAUAACAUUAAUCCUGUUCUUAUUUUCUAUUUUUAAUACAAAGAACCAUCAAACAGCUCAGCAUGGGGAGUGCUCUAGAGACGCUAAGCGGGCAAGCAGUUGGAGCAGGGCAAGUAGGCAUGCUCAGCAUUUACAUGCAACGUACAUGGAUCAUCCUCAUCAUCUCCUCCAUCCUCAUGUCACCGAUCUACAUCUUUGCGACCCCCAUCCUCUCCUUCCUUGGCCAACAACCUGAUAUUGCCGUCCUCGCUGGCCGCUUUGCCCUUCUCAUUCUCCCUCACCAAUUUGCCAUUGCCAUUUCCUACCCUUGCCAAAAGUUCCUCCUAACUCAGAGCAAGGUCUUGCCUCUUGCAUACAUUGCUUUCAUAACCCUUGCUCUUCAUCUUGGUGUGCUUUGGCUCUUCACCUCUGUCUUAGAAUGGGGAUCAACUGGGGCGGCUAUAGCAUAUGAUGUGUCUUCAUGUGCGGCGGCUUUGUUUCAAGUGAUCUACAUUAUGUUUUGGUGCAAGGAUGCAUGGAGUGGUUUUUCAUGGUUUGCUUUCAAGGACUUGUGGCCUUUCAUCAAGCUCUCUCUUUCAUCUGCUUUCAUGCUUCUGUUCAGUGAUUGGUAUAGUGCUCUCAUUGUGUUUCUCACUGGCCUCCUAAACAAAGCAGAGGUUACAGUUGCAUCAGUCUCCAUCUGGCUGAACAUAAAUACUUGGGAGCAUAUGUUGGUCAUUGGAUUCAUGUCAGCAACAAGUGUGAGGCUGUCAAAUGAGCUUGGGUCAGGCCGGCCGAGGGCAGGGAAGUAUGCAGUUAUCAUCUCUGGCUUGACAACACUAUUCAUCGGCCUUGUCUCAUCUAUACUGAUCUUAGCAACCUGGAACAAGUUCCCAUUGUUGUUCACCAGCAGCAAAGAAGUUCAAGAUUCAGCUUCUACUGCAGUUUACCUUCUUGCCAUUGCCUUGAUGAUUACCUGCAUUCAAUCUACAUUGACAGGAGCAAUCAUUGGAGGGGGAUGGCAAGGUCUUGUUGCUUAUAUCAACUUAGGUUGCUAUUAUCUCCUUGGCCUUCCUCUUGCUGCUACUCUUGGAUUUUUUUUUCAUUGGGGCUGGCAGGGAAUAUGGAUUGGGAUGAUAUCUGGUUACAUUGCUCAGACUUUAGUUCUCAUAACCAUGGUUUGUAAGACCAACUGGAAGGGUCAGGUUAUAAAAGCUGAAAAAAGACUGCAAUUUUGGAGUGGAGAAGAUCAAUAGACAAAAUGGGUAGAAUGAUUUGAUUAAAAUACUCAAAACUGUAAUUGUUGUAAUUUAUUUUGUAAAUUAAAUUGUAUAUUGCAGGGUGCCAUUUAUUGUAAUUUAUUUUGUUUUAUUGACAUUAUGGCAUCCAUCGUCUCACGGAGCAAAGCUUGUUUUUCCAAAUGUAAUAACACUUAAAUGAAUCUAAAAUUAUA
This is a messenger RNA of Dioscorea cayenensis subsp. rotundata (Guinea yam), 1502 nucleotides long. RefSeq names its product protein DETOXIFICATION 35-like. Lineage: Eukaryota; Viridiplantae; Streptophyta; Magnoliopsida; Dioscoreales; Dioscoreaceae. Gene Ontology annotation, biological process: xenobiotic detoxification by transmembrane export across the plasma membrane. The transcript has 6 exons. Gene Ontology annotation, cellular component: membrane. Bases 133 to 1305 code for a protein of 390 amino acids. The record is from RefSeq and is a predicted model, not a curated record. Gene Ontology annotation, molecular function: antiporter activity; xenobiotic transmembrane transporter activity.